AUGAUUAAUGCAGUAAUAUUGCUGAACGAUGACCUGGACAAUGUCAAUGAUUGCAACUCUUAUAAAACAUGCAAGUCCUCGCACAUGGCUAAGAGUUAAUCAAACAUGUUCUUUCUACUUUCUGUAUCAAUACCUCGUCCUCUUUUCCCAAUUGCGGGUUACCCCUUAAUUUAUCAUCAUUUGAGAAGUCUCUCGAAGAUAGAGCAAGUUUAGAAUGUUUUCCUUGUGGGAAAAUAUGAUCCUAAAAAGUUUACCUAUUUUAUCGAUGAGAUUCUGAGCUAGUUUUCUUUUAAGUCUGUCUAGUAUAUUCAUGAUGACGUGCCUAAAAAUGAAAUUGGGGUGCUUUUCAAAUACAGGGAUAAUUUUCUCCUGGACAAUCCUGAACAUCUGUUUCUCAUGAGAUACAAGAUAUGCAGUAGCUUCCCUCUAGCAGAUAUCAUCCAGUUUCACAGAGAAAAGGAGAGAAGAAUGGAUUAAUAUCAAUAUAGCAUGCGUGACUCUAAGAAGUUCACAGAAGACCCUCAAAAUAAAAACCUAGCUUUGAUUACUGCUGUGUCUGUUGACUAAGAGCACAAUACAGGCAAAAACUUUUCUUGUUUUGCCAUGAAUAAGGACACUAAUGAGAUGCUUCAUUAUUGUGAAAACUCAAGUAAUAAGUAUAGCAACUUGAUAAACUGCGGGAUAUACUUCAUUUCAGUUAGAUUUUAUACUGAGUUCGGAGUGGCUUGUUCCUUAGUUGAGGAUCAAGAUCAUACAAUGAGCCAGGGUUAGCUUGACAAUGAUGAAAAUUCUAACUAUGCAGGCUGUUCAACACCUAAGGAUCACUAGAAUUCAACAAUAUCAGGCUCAGACUUUAUCAAAAAUUACGCACAGAUUACAAAUCCUCAAAACUUAUAAGCAGCUGAUUAAAAAUCCUAAUAAUUCUAGGACUCGUUUACAUAUCUUAACUCAAUGGAAAGUUCUUUGACAGUUAAAGAACUUUUCAUGGCGCUGUGUGGAAAGAAGAAGGCAUAUAUUUACGAAAUUGACAAGAGUAAGGACUUCAUUUAGGAGAUAAUAAGACAUGAAGAUAAACUGAGUUGCUAGAAUAUGUAUUUUUUGCACUACAGUAAAGCUUGCCCAUAAAUGCUUUAGGGUCCAAAUGAAUAUGUCAAAAUUCAAACUAUAGGAAUUUGCUUUAUUCAUCCAACAGCUGAAAUUCACCCUGGUGCCUUAAUUGGCCCAAAUGUAUCAGUUGGAGCUUAUGCUAAGAUUCACGAAGGCUGUAGAGUUAUUAACUCAAUUAUUUUGGAGGACGCUGAGAUAUAAUCUAACUCUGUAGUAAUAAAUAGUAUGGUAGGAUGGAAUGCUAAGAUUGGUCCUUGGUGUCGAAUUGAGGGCACUCUUUUCUCAGAUGAGAAAUCAAAGUAACUCUAAGGUUAAAAAUUUGACGUCAGCGUCCUAGGAGUUGGCGUGGUGGUGGACCCAGAAGUAAUGCUGAGAAACUGUCUGGUAAUGCCUUUUAUCAAUAUCAAAUAGAACAACACUGAUCGUAUUCUAUUUUGA
Stylonychia lemnae is the source of this 1545-nucleotide messenger RNA. The record is from the annotation of a GenBank genome assembly. Lineage: Eukaryota; Ciliophora; Spirotrichea; Sporadotrichida; Oxytrichidae.